AUGUCCCACAUCUGCUACGUUGUCCCUCCUUAUCUCCUCAAGGGCAUCGCCGACGCCGAGUGCAAUAGUGAGCACGAGCGUCACGCUGCGAGACAGGCUCUCGAGCUCCGCGAACUCUUCACCACCCGUCGCGCCGAGCGACUGGCCAUUCUCGGCGGGCCACGUGCCCAGCGCAACCAGCUGUCCUCCCGCUCCCGCCCCUCCAUCAUCCCCGACGUAUUGCUCCGCCACAUCGCGGAGUCGUCAGAGGUAGACGACGACACCAGGGCCAACGCCCGACGGGACCUCGAACACCUGCAAGGUCUCCAGCAGAAGAUCCAGCAGUCCCAGCAGGGCCCCCAGGACCAGGCGCCCCUCGCUGCUGUCGCCGCCAAAGACCCCAAGAAGUCCGACGCGACUUAUCGCGCCGUUUAUGACGCAAAGAACUCGGACAAUGAGCAAGACUUGCCCGGCGAUGUCGUCCGUGUCGAAGGUCAGAAGGCUGUGGACGAUAAGGCAGUCAACGACGCCUUCGACAACGUGGGCAAAGUCUUGGAGAUGUACAAGGAAAAGUUCGGUUGGCUGUCUAUUGACAACAAGAACAUGAACGUCGUCAGCUCGGUGCAUUUUGGCAAGAAGUACGAGAACGCAUUCUGGGAUCCGGAGAGAAUGCAAAUGGUGUUUGGCGAUGGUGGGGAGUUCCUGAAUAACUUCACCGGCACCAUCGAUGUCAUUGGCCACGAGCUCACUCACGCGGUCACGGAGCACACCAGCCCCUUGGACUACCAGGGCAUGAGCGGUGCCCUCAACGAGCACGUCUCCGACGUAUUCGGCAUCAUCGUCAAGCAUAUUGUCGAGAAUGAAACGGCUGACGAGGCCGACUGGCUGAUCGGCGAAGGCUGCAUCAUGCCUGGCGUCAAGGGGGUUGCUCUUCGGAGCAUGAAGUCGCCCGGAACCGCCUACAACGACCCGCGUUUUGGGAAGGAUCCCCAGCCCGCUCACUUCAAGGACUACGUCCCGACCUUUGAAGACAACGGCGGCGUUCACAUCUACUCGGGCAUCCCGAACCGCGCUUUCUACCUUGUAGCCAAGGCGUUCGGUGGUUACUCGUACGAAAAGGCCGGUCCCAUUUGGUGGAAAACCAUGAACUCUGGCCGUGUGCCUCCCCGCUGUACCUUUGUUCAGUUUGCCGAUGUGACGACGGAGACGGCCGAGGAGAUGUACGGCGACGAGGCUGGGAAGGUGGUAAGGGACGCUUGGAACGAAGUGGGGGUGAAGAGGAAGGGCAACUAG
Colletotrichum spaethianum is the source of this 1272-nucleotide messenger RNA. RefSeq names its product protease PrtS. Gene Ontology annotation, molecular function: metalloendopeptidase activity. The coding region runs from base 1 to 1272 and encodes 423 amino acids. Gene Ontology annotation, biological process: proteolysis. Lineage: Eukaryota; Fungi; Ascomycota; Sordariomycetes; Glomerellales; Glomerellaceae. The transcript has 3 exons. The record is from RefSeq and is a predicted model, not a curated record.